GGUAAACAUUGUAUGUGUGUGUGUGGUCCCAGAGGCCGUCGCGGGGGUAAUGACGUCAUGUCAGAGCGCCCUGUUCCCAGCGUGUUUGCUACAGACCAGCUUCCUUGAGGACUGAUAGUGCCCUGGCUCCAAGUUUGGUUGGUGUUGUGUUAAGGGGGUCAAGCAGUUCACUUGAUUUGGGUCUCUCCUUAAUCUUCCUAUAUGGAUGGUGAAUGCAACCAAAAUUGGCCAAGUAUCUUCAUGGUUCUGGGCCCCUGGAAGCUAUUAUUAUUAUUUUAUUAUUAUUAUUCGCUUUUAUAUAUCUUGCCAACAUAUUCUGCAGUGCUUUACGAUUACAGAAAGGGGAUACUUAGAGGUGAAGAUGGCCUUUAAAAUUUAGGCGGCCGUCGUUAUUUUAUUAUUUAUAAAGGGCCAGCAAAUUCCUUGGCGCUGUGCAAUGGGUGUCGUUGGUCCUCUUGUGGUUAGACCUGCUAUGGUGCUGGUUGUAAAUCUAGUGCGGUGCAGAGGGUACGGUUUGAGGGUUUUGUUUGUCAAUCUGGGGCUGGUGGUUGUGUCCUUGUAAGCAAUUUUACUUUUAAAUUUUUGUUGCGAAAUCCUUUAAAUCUUUAGGUCUGUGCAGGACAUGGAGGGUCGAAGUAAGUCGCGAUACGCUUUCCAAGGCUCAUCUGGCAAUGGUUUCAACAGCCCGAAACAAAAAAGACGGUCAAAUGCAACAAGAAGGUCUGCAAGUGACCCAGCCGUAAGCGUGCAGAGGUUUGAACAUGAAGAGGCAUCAGAGAGCGAGGAAACUCCUGCUGAGAAAGGUACCAGUGGACACUUGUGGUACAAAUUUAAUUUUCAAUACUGUAGGAAAUAUUGAUAUAUUUUUUUUUAGAUAUAUUUUUUAUGUGGAAGUGUAAUGCGUUACUGUUUUACAUCGCCUCCUGUCUCACUGGUAAGCCCACAACUGACGGAGCUAUUAUUCCAUUCAUGAAACAUAGCACACCAACAAUCGUCUACUAAUGCCAUCUAUAUUGCAAAAUCUACACUCAAAAUAUAUGGGAAACCAAGACAUUUUGGAAUUAAGUUACUAAUUAUUUAAGUUGGAAAAAAAAUAUAUAACUCUGAAGUGGAUCUCCGAUGAGCCCAGUGCAGUAGCACCAACUAUUCCUUCUUCCUAACUGAUAGUGGGUGCAGUGCUCAAGGACUCCUCCUGCUACCCAAUGUAAGCAUGCAAACAUUUUUUUUUAAAGUUUUUUUAUUUUUUUUAUUUUAUAAAAGAUCCACUCAGAGCCACUACACUUGUUAAUGGCAAAGAGCCAACAUUUCCUAGGCAGGCAACAUUUCCUAUUAGCUCUCAUUAGCUGAGCCUUGCAGUACACUUGCUGUGAAUUUUGGGGAUAAAGCACUGGUGUCCUCAAAAGGGGUGUGUCUGCAAAUAAAAAAAAAGCAAACACUUUUAAUAAAAUACUGCAUACAAAGCAAAAUAAACAAGACAUUUUUUGUAAAGUAUGUAAUAAACAUUUUAUAUAGUUGGUCAGAUUGCAAUUUUGGGUAUGCCUCUCAGCUAGGGGAGUUUCUUUGGACCUCCACCCUUCCCUCCCCCCCCCCUUUACCAAACCAUCUCAGUUUCAGAAAAGUCAGCUAAUAACAAAAUCAGGACGUUAUUAUUAUGCAGCAGGAGAGAGAGAGACUAAACAAAGGAGCCUGCUCUGCAUGGUCGCACUGAUCAUACCCUCUUGCUCCGUGUUAGGAUGUUCCAAGGCGAAGAGAUUUUCCAACUGUAGAUGUGUGACUCUGUCAGGCAUGCCCAAUGAGCCUUUCCAGCAUUCCUAGGGAUUGGACACUGGUUAGAUUAGUAUCUCCCCUGGAGGGGGUGUGGAAAGAAGGAAGAAGCAGGUAAAUAGGAAGGGGAAAAAAAUCAAUUGCCUGCAUUCUUUUUAACGAGACCGUUGUCUCAGUGAUGCAGUCCGUCUAAGGGAUUUAUUGAAACUGGGCAAAUAAGUAGUUGAAGGUCAAAGGCAUAUGGAAUCAUGAGUAAUUGCUAAUGAGGUAAGUAAAUAUACUGUUACAGGGGACUGGCCAGUGCUGUAGAAUGUAGUGUGAGUUUAUAGGGAAGAAUGUCUGAUGAUUUUCUUCAUUAACAGAAGUAAGUGGCUAGUGUACGGUGCCACUUUGAGUGACUUUCGGUUGAUCUGAUUUAAAUCCAGAUGGAAGAGAGGAAAAUGUUGUAAAAGGAAGUUCCUUUAGUAAGACAGGAGAAAGAUCAGCUAUUUUGACGUAAAAUAAAAUUAGAGAGGAGAGCAUGUCUGGUGGUUUAGGUUUAAUAAACUGGCUGAGAAGGCACAUUGAAGGAGAUGAUGAUCACACAGCAGGAUAGGGAUGAAGGGAGAUUCGAGGCAGAUCAUAUGGUAAAGAUUAAUACAUGUGUAUUACUUGUGUAUAUAAGGAGCCUUAAUCUACCGAGUAAGUUCAAAGGAGGAAGUAAUUGAGAGAAAGCAAGGGGUUGGGAACUGUACCAGUGAAUUGUAUUGCUCUAUACGUCUUCCUAUUUCUACCCCUAGAGCUUUCAACCAUGUCCUUUGAAGAGCUGAUCCAGCUGCAGAACACAGUUGGCAAGAAACAAUUCCAGCGAAAGGUGAAAGAACUUGGAGGGGACAGACCUGGGAAAACAAAAGAGAUGCAGUCUGACAAACAGGAGUAAGUUGUCAGAUCACGUCUUACAGAUAUUCAUAUGUCUGUAAUGUAUGGAUAGGCUAGCUUUUUGCUGAAUUUUAAAUAAGCUUGUAACAAUAGGCUAUUGUUAAACCCUGACAUAAUGUGUAUAUAGCAAUAGGCUAGGAGGCUAUGUUUCAGCCAUCCAUAUAAUCUGUAUAUAACAAUAGGUUAGUGUUCCAACCUUAUAAAAUCUGUAUAUAAUACGGCUCUCUCUCACAUUCAGAUCUCGAUAGUACUGUUAUGUUUCUGUGUUUUUGUCAAUAGCUAUAUAAUUAUAGACAAAGGUUUCCUUUCUCUCAGGCCUCUAGAGAUGUCAUCUAAGAGACCCGUUCCAUACCUGCGGAAGGUGACACAUGCUAAGAAGGAGGUGAGAUGGAGAUGGUGUUAAUUAUUUUAAUCUUUCUAUUCAUGUAGAUCAAAUCAUUAAACCUUGAGCCUUUCACCUGGCAGGGCAGUUUGAAAUCCUAGCUAUGGACUCCUUUGAUGUAUAAGUUUUAAGCACAGAAUAAAAUAUUUUUAAAUGUAAAACUAAAAUCUAUAACAUCCUUGAGCUUGGCUCUAUUUUAUUAAACCGCUAUGGAGCUUAUAUGGGCUUUUGCAUAUAUCUGUAUAACGUACUGAGACUACUGUGACUUUUAGAGAAGUAACUGUAAUUCUCAUUCUAGUCAGACUUUAUUUCAUUCCAUAUCUUAAUCGCACAAUAUUGUAAGAGGAGUCUUGUUACCAGGGAGCAAAAUGCUACCGGCUUUGAACAAUUAAUGCGUUCCUUUGGCAUUUGAUAACUUCUGUUGAGGAGAGCAUUCUCUACAGUUAAAGGCCUCACAGUGAGGCGAAAGGCAAUAAAACAAAAAUAAAAACCUGUAUUCUCAGAAGGUAUGUUCUGCUCAGCUUCUCCAUUUUGUCAUAGAUCACUUCUGUGUGUGCACGUUCAUUCCAGAGAAUUAAUAUGCGCCCACGUCUACAUCUAAUGGGUCAGUGUCCUAUUUAUUAGGAAAUUAUUGAUAAGCAGUGAGCAGCAGCUUUAGACAUGAUUGGGCACCAGCUUGAAAAUGUUGGCGUUUAAACAUUCGUUAACAGUUUACCUUAAGGUCAAGUGGUGCCUGGGACCUACUCGCACUAUAAUAACUUAAUUGUUGUGAUGAAGUUGUUAUGGUACCUGGAGUGGUCUUUUAAAAGCAUUUUCUCCUCUCACCACCAGUGGCAUUCAAGUCUAAACAGUGGAUUAAGUGAUGGCCUCUCAAAUGUUGUUCUCCACUCCCUGUUAUUGUGCUACUCUCCUAGAAAACAUUUCUCUCCUUGCUGGUGGGUAUAAGACACUCUGACACCAAUGUGCUGGCAGUGAAGCCGCCAUGUUGGUGUCAUCAAUGAGGACUGCUCUGCUUGGAGAAACUUGCAGCAAAAGAGGAUGGGAAUUACAAAAGUGUAACAAACCUAGCCUCCAGGAAUAGUGGUGAUGUAGCGAGGAACAGCAAGUACUAAUAUUAUAGCUCCCAAAUCAUAGAAAUAUAUCAUUCCACUAUGAGCAAUCAUUUAUUUGCUGCCUUCAAAACUGGUAUAUGUUAAAGGACCACUAUAGUGCCAGGAAAACAUACUCGUUUUCCGGGCACUAUAGUGCCCUGAGGGUGCCCCCACCCUCAGGGACCCCCUCCCGCCCGGCUCUGGAAAGGGGUUUAAACUUACCUUUUUCCAGCGCUGGGCGGAGAGCUCUCUGCCUCCUCUCCUCCUCCGUUACGCCCCGCCGGCUGAAUGCGCACGCGCGGCAAGAGCUGCACGCGCAUUCAGCCGGUCUCAUAGGAAAGCAUUUACAAUGCUUUCCAGGACGCUGGCGUGCUCUCACUGUGAAAAUCACAGUGAGAAGCACGCAAGCGCCUCUAGUGGCUGUCAAUGAGACAGCCACUAGAGGAUUAGGGGGAAGGCUUAACCCAUUCAUAAACAUAGCAGUUUCUCUGAAACUGCUAUGUUUAUUAAAAAAUGGGUUAACCCUAGAAGGACCAGGCACCCAGACCACUUCAUUAGGCUGAAGUGGUCUGGGUGCCUAGAGUGGUCCUUUAAAGUGAUUCUGUCAUGGGAAAUUAAGUAUGUCCCUGGCUGGACACCAUUUCUUCUCCUGCAAGACUUGCUGGCUCUUUGGCACUGAAGUUUUCUUUUUCCUCCGUCCUUGAAGCAUCCUUAUCUCCACUCUCUUUUCUUACAGCUUUUACUACGAUUUUCUUUUCUUGUCAGUACUUGGGACUGGUUACUGUCAGUUUCUUGAUAUGACAAUACUGUAGAAGAUGCGAUUAAAUGGUUAGAUGUCUUCCCCUCCUCCUUUAGUAUGAUUUUCAGUAACCAUUUUUAAAUGUUCUUAGUUGCGAAGGGACCCUCGAUUUGAUGACCUCUCAGGCGACUACAAACCAGAAGUGUUUGAGAAGACCUAUAGCUUCCUGGAUGAUAUAAAGAAGUGUGAAAAAGAGGUAGGUAUUUAUCCACAAUGCUUUGUGACCUCAGCAUAGUAUUCAAAAUGUUAAAGGUUCUUUUGGGUUUAAAUGUUCUGGAGUAUUUAGUUGAUCAGUGUUGAGUUCAGUGGCCCGUGGUCAGGAAAGUAUUCAUAAGGUAUAACAUAUCUCUUUAACUAAAUUCCUAUGAUAAGUUUGCAGACUAAUAGAUGUGUUAUUAAGAGUUUAAUCUGAAAUCAUAGAAUGGUGCACAUUUAUUGGCUUUUCUUGGAUCUAGGGAAUAAGACAAAAAAAACCCCCAUAACUUAUAGGGUUACUUUAAAGGGACACUAUAGUCAUCAACCAACUUUAGCUUAAUGAAGCAGUUUUGGUGUACAAAUCAUGUCCCUGCAGUCUCACUGCUCAAUUCAAUGGUCUUAAAUGCACGGUCUUCCUAAACACUUCAUGUAAAGCGUCAUCUAAAGUUUAUCCUUCCUUUAUUGCAAGUUCUUUUUAAUUUAGAUUUUCUUAUCCCCUGCUAUGUUAAUAGCUUGCUAGACUUUGCAAGAGUCGUAUGUGAUUAAGAUAAAAUUGUUUAAGGUAAAUUACAUCUGAUUUUAUUUCAUGCAGGCUGUGUAAAUCAGAGCCAGGGGAGGUGUGAAAAGGGCUGCAUUAACAGAAACAAAGUGAUUUAACUCCUAAAUGGCAGUGAAUUGAGCAGUAAAACCUGAGAAGCAUGAUCUAUACACUAAAACUGCUUCAAGCUAAAGUUGUUAAGGUGACUAUAGUGUUCUUUUAAACCUUUGGAGGCGGGGGGACCUUUCUGUAAUUUGAUCUAUUGAGCUCUAUGUGGAAGGUCCCCCCUCUCUGUUUGGAUCAAAACCUAUAAAAAAAAAAUUAAAAUUCACAUGCUUCAAUUGGACCAAUUGCAGGCUCAGAGUGCAUGCAUGAGCUCCAGGUCAACAAAGGGAGGGAGAGAAUGGGGAAUAUGAUUUUUGUUUUCAUUCAUAUUUUAUGUAAACAAACCAAUGUGCAAUUAAGGGAGAUGGGAAGGAGCACACCCUGGGAGGAAGAGGAAAGUGCAAGGGGAAGAUUUUUACGUCUCUUGCCAGCAUGCAGUGUGCAUUGGGGGGGGAGGGGAGUGCAACUAGCCACCAGCAUUGAAGUGCAUAUAUUUCAGUAUGAGCAGUGUUUCAUGGUGGUUGGAGUAACCCUUUAAGAUCGUUUAAACGUCUGAUUUUCAGAAUCCAAAUCCCUUUUUUCUUGUAUUAACUCACCCCUUUCAGGGUGACCUGAAAUUCGAUCAAGAGCCACCCAGGCUAAUGAUAAACCACAUAAGGCAACGUUUAAAAAAAAAAAAAAAAAAAAGGGUCUUGGCUUAUCCUGUGUUGCUGUGCAUUGUGCCUUUUCUAUAUAAAAUACAAUUACUGCCCUUAACUCCCCACCCUUCACAUGCUCCCUGAUAGAAUAAUUUUCCACCAAAGAGAAGGAGUAAUUUGUGGCCACUAUCCUAGCGCUGAUUAUAUGCUUUACACAUGUUCAAUUAUCCUAGCGCUGCUGAUAUGCUUCAUGCAUCCUCCAUUAACCUACGGCUGAUAAUAUGCUUCACGCAUCCAUUAACCUAGCGCUGACGUGCCACCGAGUGGGGAUAAUGUGCUCCGUGCAUGCACAUCAUACAUCCAGGGCCAGAUUAAGAGCCCAGUGGGCCUGGUGCUAACAAUUAUGACGGGCCUAAUUACAGAAUCAUAUCGACCAAAAACAGUAAAACACUCCCAAGCAUCAUGUAUCUGAUGGAAAUGGUGCUGGAGAGAAAGAAAACAGCAGCUGUAAGAAAACACAUACCCUAGGCUAAUCUCUCUCUAAUUUAUGUUUUCAUCUUUCAAGUAAAUCUAUAACCCCUAACAGCAGUGUCCAGUCAAGCAGGAAGUCAAUGGGCAUGGUAAACGGGUGUGCCACUGACACAAAUCACGUAACCUGCCAAAAGGGGCGAACAUGCCCAAAAAGAGGACAUGUCUGCUCAAAGAAUUAGAAGGCCAGCCUGGCAUGAAUGCAUGUCAGGCUGCCUGCCAAUCAUGCAGCUAGCCAACUAAGGGCAUACUAUGCAGACAGCACCCUGAGCUUGGCAUAAAUGCAUCUAAUGAUGCGCUCACUCAACGCUUUCUAAGGACCUUCUUACUAGCAGGCAGAAGCUCCUGGUAUAUGGUCUGGGACAGAGAAAAGCUGUAUGUAGUGAGUGUAGAAGAAAGGGAACAUGCCACAGUGUUAGAGAGAUAAAAAGUCAGCAUUACCUUAAAGGAUCACUAUAGGGUCAGGAACACAAACAUUAAUUCAUGACCCUAUAGUGUUAACACCACCCCCUGGGCCCCUCAUGCUUCCAUAAAUAUAGCAAUAUCCUACUAUAUUCAAGCCUGAAGCUGUAACUCUGCAUGCUGUUAGACUCAUAAAAACAAGCAGUCUGCUGACAUCAUUAGAAGUGGUGGCCUGAUCCAAUCACAGUGCUUCCCCAUAGGAUUGGCUGAGACUGACAAAGAGGCAGAUCAGGGUCAGAGCCAGCAUGAUUCAAGCACAGCCCUGGCCAAUCAGCAUCUCCUUAUAUAGAUGAAUUUAAUCAAUGAAUCUCUAUGAGGAAAGUUCAGUGUCUGCAUGCAGAGGGAGGAGACACUGAAUGUUUGGAUGCAUUUUAGGCAGCCAUGACCCAGGAAGAAUCUCUAACAGCCAUCUGAGGAGUGGCCAGUGAAGUUAUCCCUAGGCUGUAAUGUAAACACUGCAUUUUCUCUGAAAAGACCGUGUUUACAGCAAAAAUCCUGAAGGUAAUGAUUCUACUCACCAGAACAAAUACAAUAAACUGUAGUUGUUCUGGUGACUAUAGUGUCCCUUUAACUAUAUUCAUUGUCAGCCAGUCCACACACGUUUUGUUCCCAUACAUCCCUCUUAAGUUUCCAUACUUAAGUAAGAGUAUGUGAAAAGUAGUUAGGGUUGCCACCUUUCUUGGAAAAACAUACCGUCCUUGCUAAUUUGCAUAAUUAAAUAUGUAUGGGUGACAUGACAUGAUGUAAAUCACAAGGAGUGACAUUAUAGAAAAUGCUGUAAAAUCACCAAAAAAAACUACUUAGUUUAAAUCUGCUGUAUAGAUGGAUUCCUCCCAGUGCCCCCAUGUCUCCCAGUGACCUCAUGACUGAGUGCCCUCAUGUGUCGAUUACUCCAGGUCUCAGUGCCCCAUGUCUCCCAGUGUCCCCUAGUGUAGUGUCCCCAGGUCUCCCAGUGAUCCUAUGUAUCAGUGUCUCAAUGCCCCAUGUCUCCCUGUGUCCCCAUGUAUCCCAGAGUCCCCAUGUCACUAGGAAGACGGGGAGACCUAGUGACACGGAGACACCAGUGACACUGGGAGACAUGGGGACUCUGGCUGGGACACAUGGGGACAAUGCGAAAAUAGGGGACCCUUGAAGACAUGGGGACACAGACACCAGGGACAAAGAUACUAGAGACAUUGGCUGGGGGACAUUGAGACAUGGGGGCACUGGGAGACAUGGGGACACAGACACCAGGGCCACAGACACUAGGGACACUAGCUUGGGAACAUUGUGACACUUGAGGCACUGAGAGACAUGGAGGCACUAGGAGACAUGGGGACAGUGAGACACUGGCAGACUGGGGGCACUGGGAGACUAGGGGUCACUGGAAGACUAGGGGGCACUGAGACACCAGGGACACUGUGUCCCCAUGUGUCUGUGCCAUAAUGUCUCCCAAUGUCCCUUAGUGUCUCAGUGUCUGCAAUAAUGUCUCCCAAUGUCCCUUGCAGCCUUUCCCCCAUCCCUUACUUCCCUGAGCUGUAGGCUGUCUCUGCAGGGUUGGAGUUGCUGUCUGGACUCUCUGUAGCUGCACCCCUGCAGAUCAGUGAGUAUAGAUAGGCAGAAAGGGAUUUGCUGGAACUUCCUAUCCCUGCCUGUCUCCACAUGCAGCGACCCCUACUGGCCAGUGCUGGUAUUGCAGAGUAAUCUCCAUUUUUACUGAGAAAAAUACCAGCAUUUAUAUUGCCAGUAUCACUGCAAUAUUGGCACCAGCCAGGCAGCCUCAAAUACUGGCUGUGUCAAUAAAAAGAGUAGUAUGUGAAAAAAAAAAAAUGUUAAAAAAAAAAAUAUAUAUAUUAUUUUUUUUUUUAAAUCAAUGGGCCUAUUCCAUGGGCCUGGAGCUGCAGCUCCACCAGCCCCUAUGUUAAUCCGGCCCUGCAUACAUCCUCUUUUUGACUCAAUACUGUGUUUUUUGUUUUUUUCAUUUAACUUAGGUGAAAUGAUAUUGGGAUUUCCCAGAGUUUCCAAGAUUUUCAGUAUCUGUAAAUUUACAAUGAAGGAAUGAUGGGACUUGUAGAAUAUAAUAUUUUUUUCUUUCAGAUUGUUCAAAAGAAGCUGAGAAAGGUUCGGAAUACAGAAGUUAAGGAAAAGCUAGAGCAACUCUUACUAAGAAUGGUAAGAAGGGUUCUUCAGAGGUGAGAGAUGGAAUUUGUGUCAAGCGUGUACUCAGCCAUCAUACUAUAUCUUCUCAGGAUCAACAAGAGAGAGCCAAUCAGAAACAACAAAAGCUAAGGGAGAGAGAGCUAGAGUUUAAGAGACAACAGAGAGAGAAGGCUCAACAAGGGAAGAAGCCUUUCUACUUAAAGAAAGGUGAGUGCUGCAAAGCAUUUGUUCUGUGUGAAUAGAUGAUGGGGAAAUUGGAAUGGAAGCAAUUAAUUUAAAGGAACUAUUUGCUCUGCAGUGGUUAUGGUGCAAUGAGCGCGCUGGCGCCACCCCAAGUGGUCAAACCGUUUUUAGAAUGGUUUGACUUCUUAACUGGAGUUCCCGGCUUUCUCUACAGCUCAGUGAGAGUUGGAAGCGCUUACUUGGGAACUUUAGUAAUGUUCCUGAGCUAAAAGGUCUGUGAAAAACACUUCUGUUGGCUGGAGUGGAGGAGAGGAGUGACAAAGUAGACCCAAGUAUUAAGUCCAACUGUUUUAAAAUUACUUGGUUGACUCCUUAGAAUGGGGAGUGCCAGAGCACUGCUUGGAGUGUUCCUUUAACACCUAAUAUUGCUCAAUAAUAAAGGAAAUAUGAUAAUGGUACCGCAGGUAAAACUUUUGUUUUUUUGUCUUUAUCAUUAGGUGACCUUCACAAACUGGAACUUGCUGACAAAUAUCAAGAACUGAAGAAACAAGGGAAGCUGGAAAAUUUUCUCAGUAAGAAGAGAAAGCGAAAUUCAAAGAAAGACCAUAAACGGCUUCCUAACCUAUAAAUGAACUUUACUUUAACUUGAUAUGACACAAAGGACAACUGCAAUCAAAUUCUCACUUCUUGGUUUUUCUUUCCGAUAGUUUACAGUUAUUGUAACUUGCAGCAGGCAAGUUAGGCUGAGGAGUAGUUGGUCAUCCAGAUAAAUAAAAAUCAAUAUACACCAUAAUGUUUGAUGAAAUGUAAUGAACUUUUUAAAAAGUGAACAAUUGAUGAGAAAUAUUCUUUUAUGAGAAUAAUCUAUUCUGAUGUAUAAGAUGCUCUACUUGGCUUAUCCCAUUUACACCAUUUCUCCUACAUCACAUUAUAACUGCAGAGUUGUCCAGACAGACAGGAAUCAUUUCAGCUCUUGCCUUAAUUCAUUCUUUUUACAGUAUUGGAAAGGACUUUCUAAAUAUUUUUUAAGGACAAUUUGAUUAUUGGAUGCAUAUUGACAGAUUGAAUGUCAAGCAAACCCAAUAAAACACAGAAUUUAACCUAUCUGCACGGGAAAUACAAUUUUGCAAAUCAAGAAUUAUUUGGUAAUAAGAGUAAAACAGAAAGUUUAUAAGGCAGCCCAAUCUUUUAACAUGCUUAUCGGCUUAAUAACAUGAAUAAUCAUCUGAAAGUGAAUAUUUCAAACUGUCCAGUUGCCAGGAAUCCUUGGUAGAGCAGCCUAUAUUUUAUUUUUUUUAUAUAAAAAGUGGGAAAUGUAUGAAUUGUAUACAUUAUCUUUCUUCUCCUGGUGUUGUCUGACAAACGGAGACAAAACUCAUCACAGGGGGGCGGGGGGGAAUAAUUGGGAGGUGGAGCUAAGGUUCGGAGCCACACAGAAGUACCCUGGGAAAAAGCCAGCAUUUGUCACUGUCAUUCAUGUGUGUGUGGGAUUACUAAUUUGGUAUGUCCACCCCUGUAUAAAUGUAAGCAGAUUUUAAUCUGUAUAUUAAUAAAAUUUGUUGUGAUACUGUGCCAUUGAGGGUUUUCUGGUUUUGUAUCAUCCAUAUUUUUAUGCUCAAGAAUAUCUUAUUACCAUAUUGUGGGUAUCAAGCUGUGGGGUCCAUUCUCUCUCAAAAGGAGCUUCUCUCCCCAGAGCCAGGGUUGAUAGGGCUCUGGUAAGUGUAAUCACUAUACAUGUGUAUUUAAAUUAUUUUUUGGUUGAAUCAGAUGGUCUGCACUCAAUAUUUUUGUUAUUUUCGCUGAUUGUUUUCAGAAACAUUAUUAAGUAUCAUCGUAAGUGCAACACUUUUUUCUGGUUUGUUUGAAUUAUAUAUUACUUUUUGGAUGAAUGCUGCUUGGUUGUUAACAUGCAUAAUAUCAGUUGUGUAUACACUUGUUUUUCAUCUUAAACACUGUCCACAUUUUCGG
This is a messenger RNA of Pelobates cultripes (western spadefoot toad), 11710 nucleotides long. Lineage: Eukaryota; Metazoa; Chordata; Amphibia; Anura; Pelobatidae. The record is from the annotation of a GenBank genome assembly.